AUGAUUGUAGUUCAAAUAUGGCUUCUUUACGAAUGUAUUAGAUAUCGCACCCCAACUUUGUCAAUUCAUAAUCGUAAACGCUGGUUUUGGAAUUGGAGAUCUUUUAGGCCUUAUAUGACUUGUUUGAUAGUUUUGCUUGGACAUUUAAUAUUUUUUUCUAAUUUUUUUGGUGACCGUGUUUGGUUUGUAGAGCUUUUGGGAUAUUUGGCACUUGGAGUCGAAUGCACGCUUCCUAUGCCACAAGCAGUACAAAAUUAUAAAAAUCAAUCCGUCUCGGGAUUUAGGUAUGGUCCAAAUUUACUAUCAUAA
This is a messenger RNA of Dentiscutata erythropus, 309 nucleotides long. NCBI's taxonomy places the organism in Eukaryota, Fungi, Glomeromycota, Glomeromycetes, Diversisporales, Gigasporaceae. The record is from the annotation of a GenBank genome assembly.